Molecule: messenger RNA, 1775 nt
Organism: Panicum hallii
Lineage: Eukaryota; Viridiplantae; Streptophyta; Magnoliopsida; Poales; Poaceae
Product: putative ubiquitin-conjugating enzyme E2 38
Exons: 7
Coding region: 113-1489 (458 amino acids)
Molecular function (GO): ubiquitin conjugating enzyme activity
Source: RefSeq, a predicted model, not a curated record
CGAUCUCUCGCUUUUCUGAUCUUUUCUCCUCCCCUUCGCAAACCCGCCCCCCUACCCCGCCCGUGGUCUUCCGCCAGGCGCCGGCCGCCGCUCCUCGCCAUUGGCUGCCGCCAUGGACGCCGCAGGGUACCCGCCCAUGCAGGGGAGCGGGUCCGCCUCCGCGUCAUGCCGCGCCGCCGACUACUCCGCCGCGUGGGACGCCGCACAGCAGCAGAAGCGCCAGCGCUGCCAGGAUUCUUCUUCUAGCGAUCAAGUUGGAUCGAGCACAGAGAAUAAAUCUCUUGAAGCAUCCGGAGCUGAGCUAAAAUUCGAGUAUGGAAAAAAUGAGGAAGAAGAUUACUAUUUUGAAGAUGACGAUUAUGGCUGCUAUGAUGAGGACGAUGAGGAUGGGUCUGAAUAUGAGCUUGACCCAACUGACUAUAAUCAACUGCUCGCUGAUAAAUUUGAUCAUUUAGAUCUGCCUCCAGGUGUGGAGGCUACAGUACCAUGGUUGCAGAAAGUUGAAAGGGAUGUGCCUGGCAAAUUUAAGUCAAUGUCAGAAAUAGAGGAGGAAAUUGCCAAGAAGUAUAACUUUUUCAAACAGUUUGAUACUGUUGAGGAUUUCUCAGAUCAUCAUUAUGCUAAAACUUCUGUCGGAAAGGCUAGGAAAGAAUGGGCGAAAAGAAUCCAGCAUGAAUGGAGUCUCCUGGAGAAAGAUUUACCAGCAUUAAUAUAUGUUCGUGUAUCGGAAAAUCGAAUGGACCUUCUGAGGGCUGUAAUGAUUGGGCCUCAAGGAACACCCUACCAUGAUGGCCUUUUCUUCUUUGAUGCUCAAUUCCCCGCUUCUUAUCCUGCUACUCCCCCGGUGGUAUACUACCAUUCAGGAGGGCUAAGGCUCAAUCCAAAUUUAUAUGCUUGUGGAAAGGUCUGUCUUAGCCUGCUAGGCACCUGGCAGGGGUUUUCUUGUGAGAAAUGGAAUCCAGCUCAGUCAACCAUGCUUCAGGUCCUAAUCUCCAUUCAAGCUCUCGUGUUGAAUGAGAAGCCAUACUUUAAUGAGCCAGGAUACGAACGCUAUGCCAAUAGCCCUGAGGGACUGUGGUCUGCCUUGGAUUAUAAUGAUACAACAUUUCAGCACUCAUGCAGGACGAUGUUAUACUCACUUCGUAGACCUCCACAGCACUUUGAAGACCUUGUCGCGGGCCACUUCCGUGAACGCGGGCGCGCCAUUCUAGCUGCAUGCAAAUUCUACAUGGAGGGCCAUGAGGUUGGGUCCAAAGUCCCUGAGGAGGACGAGGACAAGAAAGAGAACCAAGAUGGGGAAGGAUCCAGCAGUAGCAGCGUGGCUUUGACGCAGCAGAAUAAGCCUGCAUUGCGCGCCAACCGUAAUGCAUCCUUCAAGCCCAACCUGGAGGUUCUGUUUGAGGAGCUCCUGAUGGAGUUCAAUGUGAAGGGUGCCGACACUGCAAAGUUCCGUGCACAGAAGUUGAAGAACCAGCAGGCGGCUGCUUGAACGGAAUGGUUCGAGCAGCGGAUUUCCUCUAACUUUUGAGGUUCCAUAAUGGAGUGGAAAGCCAAUGAAGCUGUUGGUUUCGCUUUUGCCUGACCAUAGGAAUGCUAUGUAGAUAGCUCUCCUUUCGUUCUCUUUAUGGUACAUGUCUAGCGUCGAGUUGAACUGAGAACAGUGGACGGUGUUAGAUGCUAGGUACUGAAGCAUCCACCCCUAAUUGUGGUGUGAUCUGAAAAUAGACCUCUUAUAUAAGUGGUAUCUACCCCGUUAAGCAUAACCAAUUCCUGUA